Pocillopora meandrina is the source of this 7108-nucleotide messenger RNA. NCBI's taxonomy places the organism in Eukaryota, Metazoa, Cnidaria, Anthozoa, Scleractinia, Pocilloporidae. The record is from the annotation of a GenBank genome assembly.
AUGGAUAGCUUGUUUGGAAGAAAACCGAUUUCAAUCGGCGCUUUGAAGGAUUUUUCGAGGCUGUAAGUACAAAUAGGUUGAGAUAAAUCGUCUGAUUGGGACUUUGUCGAAGAUCUGCUGUUUGAGUUGCAUUAGCUUGUUGGGUGUUGAAGUAUGAAAAAUUCUGUCAUGAAGAACCUAAGUUCUCCUUCAGAAAACACAAUAUUGAUUGCUGAGUUUUUUCAGUGUAUGGAUAUGAGGGGUUGAACAGGUGGCGUAAGCCUAAGUAAAACAAGUUAAUAAUAUUCAUUGCAGUCCUGAAUUGUAACUCAAACUGAAAGUCUUCCGUGAUCUAGGGAAGCCGUGGUUAACUCAUUAUAAUAAUCGCAAGAGCGGAAUAUCACAAAAAGGAGGCUUCGGCUUUUCCUGCACACCUAAAACCUGAUUUGUACCACAAUAUAAACCCUUUAAAAUUUGCACUCUCAUCUAGGCUAGCCUAGCCUCUGAUUCAAACAAUCAUCACACUUAAUCAUUUUAAGUCUUCUUAAAUUCUUAAGCCAUUUUAAUAUCUUCAUGGCUUGCACUGUGGAAUCAUGAGAACCAAUAGAUACAUUUGUCAGCGAAAAAUAAAAAAUAGGAAAUUAUCUAAUUUUGUGUAAGGAAACAGAGGAAUUUUUUCUUGUUUAAUCACCUGCUUUAUUCUGUGAGUGUCAUCCAAUGCCAGUCAAAGUACCAGGCUGAUUAUACAGUGGUAAAAAAUGUGACUAAAUAUGGCAUGAAGGAGCAGAGACACAUGCAGUAUCACAAUGAACACUAUCCUGUUAUGUAUCAGCAACUGUUUUGAAAUGGUUGGACUUUUUAUAUUCUUUGCAGUGACCAGCCUACACGUCAGCACUUGAAGAAGGUGUAUGGUUGCUUGUCUCUAUCCAUGCUUAUUGCAGCUGUUGGAAGUGGAGUGCAUCUGUUUACAGAUGUAUUGAAGGUACUCCACGUCAAUGUCUUGAAGUAAAGAACUAAGAAGGAAAGAAAGCCAUGCCAGCAUUCUACAAGCCCUGUAAAAUCUGUAACUUGCUAAGCAUAUCCCAGUUUCUGUAGCAUGGAAUGGUGAGGGGUAUUACUUAUCCUCUUGGAUGGGUUGGUUGUUCUUUACAAAUAAUUACUAAUUUUGUAAUAUGACCCACAUGGCCCUGCGCACUCAAUCCCAUAGAAAACCACAGUGAAUGCUGACGUGUGAAAGGCCUGAUAUGUGGAUAUAAACUGGUCUGAAAAAAGCAGUGUAGCAUGACUUUGUUGUGGGAAAAAGAAGAAGUGGAAUGAACAGCUGCAUUUUCAAUGGAUUUUAAGUUUCUGGUUCUGACUGGAAGAAACAAAGGAAAAUUUUCAUUAUUAGAACAUUUUUUUGUUUGUGGUUGUUCCGCAUCUUAUUUAGGUUGAAACCCAUUUUCAGAAGUGGUCAUAUGAAAAAAUGCCUAUGACCGAAUCUGGUUAGGCUGGCCAGAAAAAAUGUUUGGCUCCUUGUCAUGAAGCACAGACCUCACUGUGUUUGGUCUGUACAUCAUGACCUCAAACAAAAUAUUUUCCCAUCCUUCCCUUCGACUCUGUCAGUACAUAGUUAUGAACAGUUGUUUACUCUGUUACCUGUUUAUCAGGGUGGAUUUCUGUCAGCCAUUGCUUCCAUUGGCCUUCUGAUUGCAUUGGGCUUGACUCCAUAUGAUGGAAAGAAUCAGAAUAAAAGAAUGGGUGAGAAAAAGUCGUUUGCAAACUUUAAUUAUUGUUGUGCAGUAAAGCAAAGCAGCACACUUGUCAGAACAUUUGAUAUGUACAGUAUGGCUUGCCUUUACUGUAGCACCCCCAGGUGCAUGUAAUGUGUGGGAAUUAUGUAAACUUUCAGUGCAUAUAAUUACAUGCAGGCAGUAGAAAAAUUAUAGGCAAGUCAACAGAUGCUUGUAUUUUAGUUUGUUCUUUGUCAAUUUCAAUACAUACAAAUGUAUGCACUCUUUCAUAUUAAUGCAUUUGCUGUGGGAAUUUGUAUUUCACUCAAACUAAUGAUUCUGAAGUGUAUUCCUACUAUGCAAAAAUGCAAAGUUAAUCAUUCAAACAAUAUUCACUUCAAGAACUGUUUUUUGGUUAAUUAGUACAGGUGGAUUUGUUUAAUGCAACAUGUUAGAAAACUUAAUAGUCAAAAUGCACAAAGGUAGGGAAAUAGUUUCACAAACAGAUCUAAGUUGUGGCAGACAUUCUGUUACUGUUAACAUUUGUUUGUAUUUGCAACAUGAAGAUGUAAAGAAUGAAUAUAUAGAUGGUAGAGUGCAAAUAUUCUUGAGGUCACAACAAGUUUAAUUUCAUCUUCAACUAGAGAAUUGUAAAAGACAAUGAUAAAUCCAUAAAUUAUUGGUUUCAACAUGUUUUUCAACAGUAAUCUAACCUUGCUUAAUGACUGGAGGCUUUUCCUUCACAGGCAGUAACUUUGGGAAUGACCUUUUAAAGAUGGUCCAUGUAAUGUAAAACAGGACACUAUUGCAUGUUCUGCAUAUGACAUUUAGUAAACAAAAAAUUGGGCAGAAUUUGGUCACCUGCCAGGCAAUGAAUCCCAGAAGCAGCAUGUGGUACAGCUUAAUUUUAAUGGCCCAUGGCCAUAAGAAAUCAAAUCCAAUCUCUGUCUCAUAUGCUCUUUUGUUUCAGAACAUACAUUUAUAGCAGUUUAGUUGAUUGAUUCACAUGAACAUGCAUGUAUGCAUGCAUGUAUGUUCAUGUAAUGACACAAAGUGUGCAUGUCAUGCAAGUGCAUUGUAUGAAAAUGCCAUUUACAUUAAGUUCAUGUAAUGUUGCAGUGCACAUGAGAAGUACUGUAGUGGUACCCACAUUUAAAAUUCAGAAGGCUAGAAGGUUGCAGGCCUUUGUUUUCUUUUGGGUGAAGAUUUUCAGUUAACUUCAAAAGAGAUUUUGAGAAAAAUUUAGACAGACGCAUCUAACUAACUUCAUUAAGGGAAUUUGAGGAACUAUUGUGGUUUUUGUAGAACUGAUGUAACCACUGUGUGCUGUGUCGUUAUGUCUUGAUUAAUGAUAUUGAAUGGUUAAGUUUAGAGAAUAUUACCAUGACUGUGUCCUAUGGGGGUGUGAUUUGAUAUUCACUACUAAACAGCAAACAAUAUAUUUUGGUACCUAGGAAGAAACUUCCUCUAGUUAGGGGAUUAGUUUAUCUUGAGGAUUUCAAGGUUCUAAAUAUAUUUUAGCAGAAAAGAGAGACAGUGCUUAUGUCAUUUUUCAUUGUUCCUUAACUGAUUUGUUUUUCAAAACCACACCAUGUUCAAUGGAGAAUUCAAAGAGGAAGGUUUAACAAGAGUUCCCUUAAAAACACUGGCCACAUUAUUACAGUGUUACACUGUUGUUACACUCAUAUGAGGAGAUGGCUAUGCAACACAAAUAAAAAUCAUGGUAUAGGUUUCAAACAACACACUUUCUUUAGUUUAUUAGUGUAUUAUUCUCAGCAGUCAAACUAGUUCUCCAAUUUACAAUUGGAUCAGUUCCUCAGUUCCUCAAUAGAGUUGUGUCAGUGUUGUCUUGUGGCCACCUUCAUAAACCUUAGGACACCUUUCUUAUUCAGACACCUUGAUUGUCCCUUAGGUGUCCAUAUUAGAAAGAUUUUACAGCAAUUUAUUGUUUUAUCAUGCUUUCAUGCUGUAAUUUCUUAAUUUUUGUUUCAGGUAUCCUGAUGGGAUUUGCAUUUUGCACAGGUAAAGAUUGUGGUAAAAUUAAAGAAUGAGAAAAUUUAAAAACCAAAUAGUAUAGACCUUUCACAAGAUGACUUUAUCUAAACCCAAAACUUCUAGCCUAGAGCACAAUUGUAGGGUUAUGGAGAAAACAAACCUUUUGUAAUCUUAGGUUACAACAGAACAUGUUGCUGUUUGUCGUGGCAUUCAACUGUACUACAUUCAGGAACCUUUAAAUAUUUUCUGAAAUAGACCUGCUUCAUCCUUGAGUUAAAAAUGAGUAAUCAACUAUGGUUUUAUUUUGAUAGUGCAACUAGCUAAGUAUGUCUGUCUGUCUUUUUGUUUCAGGAUUGGGUCUUGGACCUCUGAUGGACAAUGUGAUACAGAUUGAUGCAAGGUUAGUUUUCCAUCUUACUUUUUCAUGUUGUUCUUCUGAAGGAACAAUCACAUUGUACUUAACUUUUCCAUCCCUUCUUUCCUCUUUCCCCUCUUUUUAGUUUAUUUUUGAAAACCCUAAAGUCAACUUUGAAUACUACAAACCUGUGGUAUUUAUUUACUCCUCAAGGUUAAACUUUAAUUUAAAUUGCUAUGGGUUGAUUGGUAAAUUAUUUUAUUAUAAUUUUUAGACCAAAGACACAUUAAUUUGUUUUAAAACUUCAUGGUCCCUGGCAUAUUAGAGAUUUUGACAUAAUUAUUGGAAUAAUCAUGACACAAAGUCCAUAGCAAACAUUUGUUCAAUUUGUUUUGUUUUGUUUUAUUUUCAGCAUUAUCCCUACUGCUUUCUUUGCCACCACACUGAUCUUUGUCUGCUUCACUUUGAGUGCCCUGUGGGCAGAGGAACGAACUUUUCUCUAUCUGGGAGGUGAGACUUUUUUGUUGUGUCUCUUCAGGGCUGUCACUGAAGUCAAUUGAAAACAGUUACUAAGUUUUUUACUCCACAGUUACUGCAAAUAACUACUUUUUGUGAAAAGACUAGUGUCUACUCUUCAUCUUGGAAACCCUAUGUUUAUUAACUUAUUGUAUGAGGCAUUGAUUAUUUUCCUGUAGGUACUCUCAUGUCUUGCUUGAGCAUGCUCUGUUUCCUGUCGUUGGCCAACCUGUUUCUUGGAGCACGUUUUUUUUUCCAGGUUUGUUUAAUGAUUAAUUGAGUGUACUGUAAAUUUAGGUGACUUGGUUGAGGUUUUUCAAGAUCACAAUGCAAAUGGUUUUUUGGCAACUUGGUGGAAGGUCAUUUGAAAUCCAGAUUUCAAGCUUUCAAAAAAUAGGUGUUCAUUAUGACCUAUGUGUAAAGAGAAGGCAAAGCAGGCAGCAAUUUUGGUCACAGUGCGAUGAAGAAAUUUAUCAAGAUGAUAUAAAUUUUUUUGAUAAUUGGUCCUCUUAGGCACUGAGCUUAGCUAUUUUGAUUUCUGACUUUUUGGCAUUAAGAAACAAUGUGGUAACAUAAUCUUGACAUGUCUUACCACAGAUUCAGUUGUAUGGUGGCUUGGUGUUGUUCUGUGGCUUUGUGCUCUAUGACACUCAGCUAAUUGUGCAUAAGCACAAACAAGGAGACAAGGACUUCUUGUGGUAAGCAUAUUUCCACUUCAAAAUAUGCUGCAUUUCCUGGUCCUACUUCUAAUUUAAAGAAUUCACUUAUUUGAUGGACAACUUUUGAAUUCAACUUGUUCUUUUAUCCAGGCACUCCAUUGACUUGUUUUUGGACUUCAUAGAAAUCUUCCGUAGGAUCAUGAUAAUCCUUGCUCAAAAGGAGGUAAGCUGGUUUGUUUAUUUAUGGCAUGUGAUGGAAAUGCUUGAGUCUUGAGCAGUAGUGUAUAUUAGACAAUAACCUUGGCCACUGAAAAUGUUUAUUACUGCUAUUAUGUAUAGUUGAUUUAGUAUUCCUAUGAAGCCUUGUGGAUUUUUCCCUUUAUAGCUGGGAUAUUAUUGAUAGAGUUUCAUAUGGAUUAGGGGUGUGAGGUAGAUACUCCAACCUUUUCUCAAACCCAUGCCUCUGAUUUUUUUCCUCUAUUUUGAGGAAAAGGAACAUUUUUGUGUAAGCUACCCCUUAAUGUAUCUUUUGUGAAACACCAUUUUGAUAACUAUCUCAUGAUGACAAGUUUGGAAAGCUGACAUGCUUUAUCAACCUCUUUCUUGAGGGUUACCAUGGGACCCUUUUAAAACUGUAAGAGUUUAGUUUUGAGGUAAUUGAGUAUACUUCAACCGUAAUUGAUGGUCCCAUGUUCCCAUUUUACAGGAUUCAAAGAAGAAGAGGAACUGAGGAAUCAAUUUUAAAUUUUUGAGAGUGUUAAGCUUUUCAGUACUUUCUUCAGGCUAAUAGACUAGAUGUACAAGAAGUUUAUAUUGCAGCAAUAUAAAGCUGCAGAUUUCAGUUGUAAUGUUAGUAAGCUUUCUGGAUUCUAAAUGUUAACUGAAGUCUGUUGUCAUGUUAAUCAAGUAAUGUUAUAACCGUUAAGAUACUAUGGGCAGCAGCAGUAUUAGUAAAAUAACUUAAGGAUUACAAAGUAAGCCCCUUAUUCACUCAACAGAAAUAAUGUACAGUGACGUGUUUGAAAAAAAUGCAACUGUGGUAUUCAGGCCUGUAGAAAACUUCUAUUCUUUACUGGUUUUUUUUUUCAUGUCUUAUUUCAGGAUACGUAACGUAGCACUUAAUGAGUAUGUCACAGUAAAUGUAGGGUACAGAUUUUUAAUGUUAUGCUGUAAACAUGGAGUGAUUUUUCAUUGAUUAUCUAAAAAGCACAAUCAGUGGCCAUUUGAAAUAAAGUAAUACACCUAGCCAAUCAUUGGUGACCCAACAUUGCUUGGUUUUUAUUUGUGUGUAAUUGGUUGAUUGAUAAGAUUGUACAAGUUUCAUAAAUCAUCAGUCAACAUGCAUAUACUGAGUCCAGCUAUGAAUAAUAAGUCGCUCUUACGCAACAAGGUUCGAUUUUUUUUUUAAGAUGGGAAAGUUGCAAGGUAAUAAUGAAGACCUAAAACAAGUCUUAAAGGAACUGAAUUAAAAAGAUAUGGAGAUUGGUAUUCGGUCUAUUCGCCACCACAAAAAACUCGCCACCACUAAGAAUCAAAUCGCCACCGGUGGCGAUUUGACUUAAACUUUUUGUGUAGCUUCUCGUAUGAACCUUGCAUUAAUUAAAUGAAGGCUAAGAUGUAGUAGUAUAUUGCGAAAAGGGGAAAGGACCCAGAAGUUAUGUGUAGCCUCUCAAUUAUGCACGUUAACCGUUAACCGUUAAAUCUAAUAAAACGCAUAUCUUUUAAAAGGUUGGAUCUCAAAGGUUAACUAAGUUUUGGUUUUAAAGAUGCGAAACGAACACAGUGUAUUAGAAUAGUAAAUAGCAUGUUAGCAAUGUUUCCUCUGAUUGCCGCAUUCGUUAAAUAAUUAAUUUAUCCGUAGAUUUGGAUCCGUCUUGGGUAAUAAAGGGGCA